AUGCUCAUUCAUACAAAUGUAAAAUCAUGCGUUACCUGUCCUGUGGGUGAAGUGCACUCAAAACUGUCAGAAGAUGUUGAGCAGAAGAACAAACGGGCGAGAAGAUGCGGACAGUGUUAAACCUGAUCGAAAGAAGACUUCAGAGGACUCUGGGGUGACUGUGUCUCAGAGGAGCUGCUGGACUGUUGUGUCCUUCUGGUUGAAGGUUCUGCUCUUCAUCAUCUUCACUCCAGCUUUCCUGAACUACGCCUCCCUGCAGAGAGAGGGACAAGUGCUGUCAUCCGCAGGUGCUCAGCUGAUUGAUAUCGGCCUCGGCCAAAAGAUCUAUCUGUUGUGCAAAGGACACGGGCAACCUGUUGUUGUUCUUGAUGCUCCAGCAGGGAUGUCUUCAGAUGUUUGGUAUUAUGUGCAGGAGAGUCUCUCAUUAUCGACAAAAGUGUGCACCUAUGACAGAGUCGGUCUGGGUUUCAGCCGAAGAACCCUGCAGAAUGAAACUACAGGCACAGAGAAAGUCUGGGGAAUAUCAACCACCGGAAGGAUGGUGGAUGACCUUCAUCGAUUGGUCAAGGCUGCAGAUAUAGCCACACCCUUCAUCCUGGUUAGCUCUGAGCUGGGCACGCUCAACGGCAGGUUCUACAGCCACAUCCAUGACACGCAAGUGUCUGACCUGGUGUUGAUCGAUCCGAUCCCAGAGGAUGUUUUUGAAGAGGAGAAGUGGCAGCAGUUCUGGUACUCUCACCUCGUCCCGUCCCUGCAGAUGAUGCAGUUCUCUGCAGCUGCAGGUUUGAGUCGUCUGCUCAUUAUUCUGGGUGUGUUGAAGCCAGUCAUUCAGGGAGGCGACGUCUCAGAGGAACUCCUGCAGCGACAGGUCAGCCCACAAACUCCAUCUGAGCCUGCUCAUAGUUCAUGGAUUAAACCGGCAUCCGUUCAGUCAUCAACCCUGAUAAUGAACUGCUAUUGUGGUCAUUAAAUUUCCUGCUUAGCAGAUUUUCUCUUUCAUUUUUCACUGUUUGAUGGCUAAUCGUGUCUUGUAAGCAGAUCAGUGUGUACAUAUACAACUCAAGGUUAUGGUGUCACUGCUUCUAGUUUUUUUUUAAACUGUAAUUUCCA
Messenger RNA from Sinocyclocheilus grahami, 1110 nucleotides. RefSeq lists its product as uncharacterized. The record is from RefSeq and is a predicted model, not a curated record. The transcript is spliced from 8 exons. The coding region runs from base 74 to 970 and encodes 298 amino acids. NCBI's taxonomy places the organism in Eukaryota, Metazoa, Chordata, Actinopteri, Cypriniformes, Cyprinidae.